AUUUUUGAUUACUCUGCCGAAUCAUUAAAUAUUCCGAAACCUCACGUAAUUUGUAGGCAGUAGGGAGGAAACGAGAGACAGAAAAUAUCAGUUCCUCCCCGAAAGAGUGGGAACUACACCUUGCAUGAGCUGCCUCGAUGGCCACAGUGACCAAGGUCCACCUGUGCCCGGGAAGGUUUGACCAUCAAUUCGUCAGUUUUAGAGAGAACCCACGAGUGUUCUUGCCGGGUUUUUUCCAUUCGGGUUCGAAAUUGCUCGGGAGGCGAAGCAGGUUGUGCGUGCGGCAUCAGUGCAGGUCGUUCAGGCGCGAAGAAGAUGGGGACAGAGAGGGAGAUGGUGAGAAACCGAAGGAAGAUGAGGUGGAGGUGGAGAGCGAGAGAAGUGGGGUUUUGAAUUCGAUGAGGACUGCUUUUGUGGGUUGUUCUCAGUUGGGUUCGAAAUGGAGGGAUGAUUACAGCAGAUCAGUGGCUAAGCUUGAGGAGAUUAUGUCCUCUGCUGCUCUUCAAAUUGGAAGAUACAUCAUAACCAUGAUGAGCACUGGAGUGAUUCUCGUGGUUGGUUUUCAGAUGUCAGGUGGAGAUAGUCAAUUGGAUACGUUGAUCUGGUAUAGCUGGCUUGGAGGGGUUAUAAUUGGAACAAUGAUUGGUGCUAACAUGGUGUUAGAUGAACAUUGUCGAGCUGGUCCGCGUAAUGUGGUCAUCACUGGAAGUACGAGAGGGUUGGGAAAGGCACUUGCUCGUGAAUUUCUUCUUUCUGGUGACCGUGUCAUCAUUGCUUCUAGAAGCCCUGAGUCUGUGGACAUGACCGUCAAAGAGCUUGAACAGAACUUAAUGGAAGUGAAACAGGCUGCGAGUGGCUCAUCUAUGACAAGUUUGGCACAUGCAAAAGUGGUGGGAAUACCAUGUGAUGUUUGUAACCCCGAAAAUGUGCGGAAUUUGGCAACUUUUGCUGUUAGUGAGCUUGGUUCUGUAGACAUUUGGCUUGGUUACUUCUUGAUAAUCAAGAUAUCCGUAUUUUUCCUGGUGAUAAACAACGCUGGCAUAAACAAAGGAUUUAGACCGUUGCUGCAAUUCUCUGAUGAAGAUAUUCAACAGAUCAUAUCAACAAACCUAGUCGGCUCAAUACUUUGUACUCGAGAAGCCAUGCACGUGAUGAAAAACCAGGCUAAGGGGGGCCAUGUAUUUAACAUGGAUGGGGCAGGAUCUGGCGGAUCAAGUACUCCUUUGACAGCUGUCUAUGGGUCAACAAAGUGUGGUCUGCGGCAACUUCAGUCGUCACUCCUUAAGGAGUGCAAGCGGUCCAAGGUGGGAGUUCAUAACGCAUCUCCUGGCAUGGUUCUUACAGAUUUACUUCUGAGUGGCUCAACAAUAAAGAACAAGCAAAUGUUCAACAUUAUUUGUGAACUUCCUGAAACGGUUGCUAGAAGUCUAGUUCCUCGGAUGCGGGUUGUAAAAGGGACGGGCAAGGCGAUCAGUUAUUUAACCCCUCCUAGAAUCUUACUGGCUUUAAUCACUGCAUGGUUGCGACGAGGUCGCUGGUUUGAUGAUCAGGGGAGGGCAUUGUACGCUGCAGAGGCCGACCGACUUCGCAACUGGGCUGAAAAUCGCACUAGAUUUUCUUUCACUGACGCAAUGGAGAUGUACACUGAGAACACUUGGGUCUCGGUUUUUUCGCUCUCCGUUGUUUGCGCCUUCAUCAUUCUUUCCACCACGGGCAGCUCAUUUCCAGGCACAUGAUGAGCACUAAUGAAGCAUUGCAGCAAGAAAGCAGACACGAAAGCCGAAGUGAUUUAGUGCCUCGGUCCGAAAGAGUAGCAUAUGGAUUAUGCAAACAGCUGGUUCUAUGGUUUUCAAUCCAGCAUUCAUAUGCUCUUCCAAUGAUAUCUGGCUGCUUGCUUAUGAAUUGUUGAACUUGUUGGUUUUCUUGGA
This is a messenger RNA of Syzygium oleosum, 1928 nucleotides long. RefSeq names its product probable chlorophyll(ide) b reductase NYC1, chloroplastic. Gene Ontology annotation, molecular function: chlorophyll(ide) b reductase activity. Lineage: Eukaryota; Viridiplantae; Streptophyta; Magnoliopsida; Myrtales; Myrtaceae. The coding region runs from base 138 to 1736 and encodes 532 amino acids. Gene Ontology annotation, biological process: chlorophyll catabolic process; PSII associated light-harvesting complex II catabolic process. The transcript is spliced from 11 exons. The record is from RefSeq and is a predicted model, not a curated record.